UGGUUCCUUCGAGACAUGGCACAUGUGCUGCGGCUGCUUCACUGCGUCAUGACAUCUUUGUGCGGAAAUAAAUGUUUAAAAGCUAGUUGAUUGUCAACAUCUGAACAUUUUCAACUUGCAGAUGUUCCAACCAGCAAUUCCACGGCGAACUUUGCUGCAAGACACGUUUCAAGCCGUCGAUGACGUCGUGUGCUCGUCAACUCCUUCGUACUUCUAGACCUCGCCCUGCAGAUCCAAGCGAACACACAUUUUACAAAAGCCAAGCUGUCCUUCCUAGCUACGAAGGGCCUCAUCAACUGUCUGAACCGAUUCGAAAGGUACAGAUUAGCCAGCUACCAACAAGGCUACACAUCUCAGUUACAAGGACCAGGCCAGCAAUCGCCAAAUCUACUAAGUUAGCACUCCGAUUCCUGUCCACAUCAACCGCCACAAUGUCGUGGAUGGACUCCUGGUCCCGUCCCUCAAAGUCCCAAGCCACGCCCCCACCCCUCUACCUCACCAUUGGCGACUCUGUCCCCUACUGCCACUCAUGCGGCCGUGUCAUCGGGGACCGCAAGAAAACCUCAGGCGCAACCGAAGUCAAAUACUGCUCUCAACGCUGCAGACACCAAAAGCCCGGGCCCGUGGACCGCAAGAUCGAAGCCACGUUCGCUAAACUGCUGGAAGGCGCGACUCCGGAAUCGAUUAGGGAAGAGCAGGCAGUCGCAAAGAGUAAAGAGAGUGAAGAGAAAGAUGGAAGUAAGGAACUUGGGAAGGAGAAGGAGAAGGAGAAGGGGGAUACGGCGGACGAAGACGAAGGCAGCAAGUUCGGCAAGAAGAACAAGUCGUCGCACAAGAAGAAAAGUUCCAAGACAAAGAAUACACCCAAAGGCGACCACAGAAUCACAAUCGACUGCACCGCCGUCGAAGAACUAGUUUUCAACCGCGAAAAAGACCCGGAGAAAGUCUACGGCCGGCGCAAAAACCGCCGUGCAAGAUUCGUCGUUGAGAAGCCAGAGGACUGGAAGAGCGUCGAUAUGGUUGACCAUCCCCCGCCUGCUUUGGCGGCUAAUCCCGCUGCGGGUGCGGAGGAGAUUAGUAGUGCGGAAGAUACGUUUUCGGACUCUGAGCCCGAGGAUCAGGGUGGCAUCGCUCUCGAGAACGGUGAAGCUGCAAGUCAAAAGAAGGAGAAGGAAUUGGGAGAUGUAGUCGAGUAUGGCUACGGCGGCGGUAAGGUUCGGCCGCCGCAAGACCAGUCAGACAUCAAUGGAUCUAUUGGUGGAGAAAAAGGGUGGGCGGAGCGGCAGCAUGAGACUGAGGAGGCGAAGCAGCGCCGUCUCGAAGGCCAGAGGCGCGCUGAUGAGCGGGAGAUGGUACGCAAGGCAGCAAGGCGUGGCUGUGCCUUUGGGUUCUUGACAGAGGGAGAGGAGGGUGUAAGAGGUGGUGAAAAGGGCGAGAGGAGAAAGUGCGAAGCGGUCAUGAAAGGUGCGGUUGUGGAAGCCAGUUUUGCGAAGGGCGAAUGGGGUGUUCGGUGGCGGGAGAAGGUGUAGAAGCUCUCAUGAGAGGAUGAGGUGUUGAAGUGGAUGAAGUGUAAGAUUAACUCAACGCGUGACGUAACGUCAGGUAUCAAUAACAUGAAAAGGCCUCCCAGAAACGUGGAUGGCCGGACAACUACCAUGUAAACCCAGCCU
Molecule: messenger RNA, 1670 nt
Organism: Macroventuria anomochaeta
Lineage: Eukaryota; Fungi; Ascomycota; Dothideomycetes; Pleosporales; Didymellaceae
Exons: 1
Coding region: 180-1529 (449 amino acids)
Source: RefSeq, a predicted model, not a curated record